Mesorhabditis belari is the source of this 579-nucleotide messenger RNA. The record is from the annotation of a GenBank genome assembly. Lineage: Eukaryota; Metazoa; Nematoda; Chromadorea; Rhabditida; Rhabditidae.
AUGUACACCCUUUCAGUGGGACUCUAUGAGCAUUUCUUCGCCAAACACGACUACUACAUCGUCAUCGUUGGGUUGGACAAUGCCGGGAAAACGACUUUCCUCGAGCAAAUCAAAGCAAAAUUCAUCCGGGACUACGGCGUGUUGCGCCCAUCAAAGAUCACGAGCACGGUUGGAUUGAAUGUCGGAAAAGUCGAGGUCGGUCAAGUGCGACUGAAUUUCUGGGAUCUCGGCGGACAGGAGGAUUUGCGAACGCUUUGGAACACGUACUAUUCGGUGGCCAGCGCGUUGAUUUUUGUCAUCGACGGGACAAGACGAGAACUUUUUGACACCGUAUCCUCGUGUUUUUAUGAUGUGAUGAAAUCGGAAUUCAUUCAACAAAUACCAGUGUUGGUGGCUGUAAACAAGAGCGAAUUGGACGGGGCGGCUACGGCGAGCGAAAUUCGAACACUACUCUCCGAUGAUGAGCACCGGUCGGAUUUGGCGGUAUUGCCCGUGUCGGCGCUGGAAGGACAUAACAUCGAUCGAUGUGUGCGGUGGCUGGUUCGAUCGCUGCAACAAGCCGAUCAGAAACUGCAAUUG